AUGCGUCUCCUCAUCCUCUUUCUGACGCUGCUUUCGGUUGCAGCAGGCUUCACUUUGCAAAAGACCGAUGGCACCACGAUCGAGCUCGGCGAUGAGCCUAUGGUCAUCGACGGCAGCGACGUGAUCAUGCCUCAGGACAUCUUCGCUAGCGCGUCCCGCGUCAAGCUCGACGGCAUCUCCGAGGCUACCGACGUCAGCACUGCAGGCACUGGCAAUCCUCCGGCUGCUGUAUACCUCUACCAAGAACUCUACAGGCAAGGCAGGCGAGGUAGUGCCUACCUAUGCUCUACAGGGAUGAACGGUUGCCUAGCGGACGGCGCGCCUUUUACCUGCAAAUUAUACGAGAAUUCCAAAUGCCAAGGUAACCCGUCGUACUCGGCCCGCGAAUCCAUUGCAAAUCUUGCUACUAUCGGAUUGGAUAACAAGAUCAAGUCUGUCGACUGCUACUUCGACACGCUGCACGGUUAG
This is a messenger RNA of Alternaria ventricosa, 468 nucleotides long. RefSeq lists its product as uncharacterized. The record is from RefSeq and is a predicted model, not a curated record. The transcript is spliced from 5 exons. Lineage: Eukaryota; Fungi; Ascomycota; Dothideomycetes; Pleosporales; Pleosporaceae. The coding region runs from base 1 to 468 and encodes 155 amino acids.